CAGUUGUUUGGCAGUGAACGACCAGAGAGGUGUUGCUGGCAGUGCAGGGAGGGUUUCAGUCGAUGUUGCUGUUCCUGGGCCGCAGGGUUCCGCUGUCAUUCGUACACAGAGUCACUACCUGCUGUCCAUCCUCACUAUCGAAGCCCAUUUGGCUCAUAAAACUUAGAUCUCUAACUAGCACCACACACCGCACCGUCUUCGUUAGCGCAGCCAGCCAAAACACAAGAAUCAUGCCCGAAAGGAGGCCCUUCGUACGGUUACCAACUGACGUUUACCCCGUCAACUACGGCUUGAGUCUGAAGCCUGACCUAAUCGACUUCACUUUCGAAGGGAAGCUGGAGGCUGUGGUGGAGGUGACACAAGCCACAAAUCAGAUUGUGAUGAACUGCGCUGACAUCGACAUCAUCACAGCUUCUUUUGCGCCACAAGGAGGAGAAGAAAUUAAUGCCACAGGAUUCAACUAUCAAAAUGAAGAUGAGAAAGUCACUCUGUCAUUUCCUAGUGCUCUACAGAAAGGCUCCGGCUCACUGAAGAUAGACUUUGUUGGGGAACUGAAUGACAAAAUGAAAGGAUUCUACAGAAGUAAAUAUACAGCUCCUUCUGGAGAGAUCCGCUACGCGGCUGUCACACAGUUUGAGGCCACGGACGCUCGCAGAGCUUUCCCCUGUUGGGAUGAGCCAGCUAUCAAAGCCACCUUUGACAUCACUCUGAUAGUUCCCAAGGAUCGAGUAGCCUUGUCAAAUAUGAAUGUCAUCGAUCGAAAGCCAUAUCCAGAGGAUGAAAACCUUGUGGAAAUAAAGUUUGCCACCACACCCAUCAUGUCCACUUACCUUGUAGCUUUUGUCAUUGGUGAAUAUGACUUUGUGGAGGGCCAGUCAUCAGAUGGUGUAACCGUACGUGUCUACACACCUGUUGGGAAAGCAGAACAAGGGAAAUUUGCACUGGAGGUUGCAACCAAGACCUUACCUUUCUACAAAGACUACUUCAGUGUUCCUUAUCCAUUGCCUAAAAUUGAUCUCAUAGCUAUUGCUGAUUUUGCUGCUGGUGCCAUGGAAAACUGGGGCCUUGUUACCUACAGGGAGACGGCGCUGCUAAUUGACCCGAAGAACUCUUGCGCAUCGUCCAGGCAGUGGGUGGCACUGGUGGUGGGACACGAACUCGCCCACCAGUGGUUUGGAAAUCUGGUCACCAUGGAAUGGUGGACCCAUCUGUGGCUUAAUGAGGGCUUUGCAUCCUGGAUUGAGUAUCUGUGUGUGGACCACUGCUUUCCAGAAUAUGACAUCUGGACCCAGUUUGUCUCAGCCGACUACACCCGUGCUCUGGACCUUGAUGCACUGGACAGCAGCCAUCCCAUAGAGGUGAAUGUGGGCCAUCCAUCAGAGGUGGAUGAAAUCUUUGACGCUAUCUCCUACAGCAAAGGAGCAUCUGUGAUCCGCAUGUUGCACAACUACAUAGGAGACGAGGACUUUAGGAAAGGAAUGAACGCCUAUCUUUUGAAGUUCCAGCAUAAAAACGCAUCGACAGAGGACCUGUGGGACUGUCUGGAACAGGCCAGUGGGAAACCCAUUGCUGCAGUGAUGGGAUCAUGGACCAAGCAGAUGGGCUUCCCCAUUAUCGUAGUGGACCAGGAACAGCAAGGCGAUGACCGUAUCCUCAAGAUAUCUCAGAAGAAGUUUUGUGCCAGUGGUCCACAUAAUGGUGAGGAGUGUCCCAACUGGAUGGUUCCCAUUAGUAUUUGUACCAGUGAGGACCCCAAAUGCACCAAGCUCAAGGUUCUGCUGGACAGACCCGAGACCACCAUCACCCUGAGCGGCAUCAACACAGAUCAGUGGAUCAAGAUCAACCCCGGUACUGUGGGCUUCUAUCGUAUCCAGUACAGCUCCUCUAUGCUGGAGAGUCUGCUCCCAGGCAUCAGAGACCUGAGCCUGCAGCCUGUGGACCGGCUCGGCCUGCAGAACGACCUCUUCUCCCUGUCUCGUGCAGGGAUGAUUAGCACAGUCGAAGUGCUCAAACUGAUGGAAGCAUUCGUCAAUGAGCCAAACUACACAGUGUGGAGCGACCUGAGUUGUAACCUCGGGGUGCUGUCCUCGCUACUGUCCCACACCGACUUCCAUGAGGAGAUUCAGGAGUUCAUCCGGGACCUGUUCACCCCCAUCGGGCUUGAGCUGGGAUGGGACAGCAAACCAGGGGAAGGUCACCUUGAUGCUUUGUUGCGAAGUUUGGUUUUAGGGAAGCUGGGGAAGGCGGGACACAAACCCACAUUGGAGGAGGCCAGACGGAGAUUCAAGGACCACGUGGAGGGAAAGCAAAUUCUGCCUGCAGAUCUCAGGAGCCCGGUGUAUUUAACAGUGUUGAAACAUGGAGACAGUACCACAUUGGACACGAUGCUGAAGCUUCACAAACAGGCAGACAUGCAGGAGGAGAAGAACCGUAUAGAACGAGUGCUGGGUGCCAUCUCUGCUCCCGACCUCAUCCAGAAAGUCCUCAACUUCGCCAUCUCGGAAGAGGUUCGUCCUCAGGACACAGUGGCAGCAAUUGGGGGUGUGGCAGGAAGCAGUAAACAAGGCCGGAAAGCUGCCUGGAAAUUUGUCAAAGACAACUGGGAGGAGCUUUACAAUCGCUACCAGGGCGGUUUCCUCAUAUCACGGCUCAUCAAGCUCACAGUUGAUGGAUUUGCUAUUGACAAAAUGGCUGCAGAAGUCAAGAGUUUCUUUGAGAGCCACCCGGCACCGGCGGCCGAGCGUACGGUGCAGCAGUGCUGUGAGAAUAUCCUCCUGAACGCAGCCUGGCUGAAACGCGACGCAGACGACAUCCAACAGUAUCUACUGCAGCGCAAAGCGCCUCCUGUCUGAGCCACCGCCCUCACCACCUCUUCAAGCCCCCUCCCCCCUCCCUCCAGCGCGGACCUCCCAGCAUCAUAGCUGCCUCGGCCCCCCCUCAGUGCAGACCAGAGCGGGAGAGCAGAGCGUACUUUCAGCAGGCUUCAUUUCUCUAAAGAAACAGUACGAAACAAGACUAAGUCAAGAAUUUAACAAGGUGUUGGAAACACAGAGAGACUCUUUCUACGUUAACGAAGCAAAUCCAUCUUAGUGAGACCAGGAAUGUAGUUUUACCCCCACUCUGCCCAUGAACAGGUACCGUUUAAUCAGCGAUCAGCGCGUCCAUGAAACGCACUCAAAAUGGCCGCAGCCCCCUGCAUCACACACCUUCACCCACCUCCACAUCAACGCUGACAAAACUGUGAAUCCCCAGACUCCCCUUUCCCACUCCUUUGUCCCACUGCCUCUAAAAGAAUGCAUGAAGUCGCUGCUUUUGUUUCUUUUCCGUUUGCCUUCUUCUCUCUCCCCUUUUCCUUUCAGGCGUUAUUGGGUGAAAUCAUACUUGGGCAGAAUGGGGUUAACAACAGUAGUGUGUGUUGUAGUUUCAAGCAGCACUGAUUUUUCCAUUGCUAAUAAACGGUUAGGAUGAGGCGAGCAGCGCUAGCAUGGUACUACAUUGUAAACUGUAAAAUGCAAGCAGUUUUGCAGACGAUGUUCCUUAAAAGAGAAGUUCAUGGCUACCCGUUUCCACCUCCUUCCCCUCAAAACCCCAUCGAACUCUGUUCACUCAGAGUUUGUAUAGUUUGAAUCAGUAUCAAACAUAUUUAAAAAUUUCUUUAUCUGCCACCCUCAAUGAAAUGAAGAUAUUGGCGUGUUUUUAUAAGACAUCAGAUGCAGUGAUUUAUUUAAAUGUUGAUGAGAUAAUCUUAUAUUCAUAGGAGAGAAAAAAGAUCACAACACUACUUUUCGGGGGCCUUUUCAUUCCAAUGUAACAUCAGGAAAUGCCUCCUUUGUCGAGUUGAGAGUCCGCUAAGGCCCAGUCUGGACUUUGAAGACGGAUUGACUCGACUCCGCUGUCGAACUUGGAAGCCUUAAAUUGGUCGGCUGGUUUGCAGUAAAUAUUAAAAGCUGAAGUGGUGAUAAUAAAAAGUCAAUUGUAUCUAAUGUGACGGAUUAUGCAGACUUGUUGAACGAGUAUAUCUAUAUAGAAUUUACAAUUUGAUGUGGUUUUUGAAAACAUACCAACCGAAGUCAUUCAACCUGUUGUUGAGACUCUUCCCCCUCCCCCGAUCAUUUGUUGUUUGUUUUUUUUUUUUCUUUUUUGUUUAAAACUACAGUUGGUGUUCAUUAAAAGGAAAAACAAUUUAUGUGCAAAUUAUGUGACAUUAGUACACUUUUCUCUAAUGAUUGAAAUGUGUGUGCUGAGAAACAGCCCAGCGAACGAUUUUCCACCAAGGUUCAAUGAAGGGUUGAAGAACAUUUGGGAGACAUUUAUUUUAGGUAUUCUGUAUGUUUUGUUUUGGUCAAGUUAAAAAACAAGUUAAGACAAAUGUCUGGGAACGCUCAUGAAACCUUGGAACCUUUAAAGGCGCAAUAUGUAACAGUUUCCAGUGGGGCCAAAAAACCCAAACUAAAAAUCCAUACAAUAUUAAUCCUCUCAAUAAUCACCUCUGAUUCUCAGAUCAACCCAGGUCUCAUUCAGUCCAUCGCUAGUUUAACCUCCCCGCUGAGGAGGAGCUGAGUUUCACCAGUUAGUUUACAAACACUAGCAAUGUUACAUAGGUUACAUUAAGGACUAAUGUAAUUAAAGGUUCCAAAGGGUUUUGAAGUGUAGACAUCCAUGACCCUCCAGUGAGCAUUCCAUUAGAGUUCUUAAAGGUUAUA
Messenger RNA from Sphaeramia orbicularis (orbiculate cardinalfish), 4703 nucleotides. RefSeq names its product aminopeptidase puromycin sensitive (gene npepps). Lineage: Eukaryota; Metazoa; Chordata; Actinopteri; Kurtiformes; Apogonidae. Gene Ontology annotation, biological process: proteolysis; peptide catabolic process. The record is from RefSeq and is a predicted model, not a curated record. Gene Ontology annotation, molecular function: metalloaminopeptidase activity; peptide binding; zinc ion binding. The coding region runs from base 63 to 2852 and encodes 929 amino acids. Gene Ontology annotation, cellular component: membrane; cytoplasm. The transcript has 23 exons.